Messenger RNA from Myripristis murdjan (pinecone soldierfish), 2283 nucleotides. RefSeq names its product neuronal vesicle trafficking associated 2 (gene nsg2). The record is from RefSeq and is a predicted model, not a curated record. Gene Ontology annotation, biological process: clathrin coat assembly; endosomal transport. The coding region runs from base 243 to 791 and encodes 182 amino acids. NCBI's taxonomy places the organism in Eukaryota, Metazoa, Chordata, Actinopteri, Holocentriformes, Holocentridae. Gene Ontology annotation, cellular component: endosome; membrane. The transcript has 5 exons. Gene Ontology annotation, molecular function: clathrin light chain binding.
GAUUAGGGGGUUGGGCUGCCUGCUGUUAGGAAACCUGCCGCUAGACAUCCAGUUUGUCUCCGGCGGUGCAGCCUGCUCAGCCGCAGCAUCAGCAGCAGAGCCGCAGCCUCCAGCUCCUCCUCACCUGCUCCUGUCUCCUCCGCCACAGCGCUGCCGCAGCACAAAGGGACCGCACCGGAAAAAAAGCAGGAUCACUUGAGCAGUCUUCGGGGAAAUAAGGGAAUAUAUAAGGACAGUGAAAGAUGGUGAAACUAGGGAGUAAUCUUCAAGACAAAGGAGCCAAAGCAGUGAGUGUGGAGGACGGCUUUCAGAAUGUGCCCCUCAUCACUCCACUUGAUGUUGGCAGCCUCCAGUGCCAAGCACCUGACAAGGUGGUGGUGAAAACCCGUACGGAGUACCAGACAGAGAAGAAGAGGCUGAAGGUUCCCAAGGUGGAGGAGUUCACCAUCAGCUUUACUGAUGGAGUGUCUGAGAGACUUAAGGUGACCAUUCUGAUCAUCCUGGCUCUGGCCUUCCUAGCCUGCAUCGUGUUCCUGGUGGUUUAUAAAGCCUUCACCUACGACCAUGCCUGCCCAGAUGGAUUCAUUUAUAAGCACAAGCGGUGUAUCCCAGCCUCUCUGGAGGCCUACUACGCCGCUCAGGACGCCAACUCCCGGGGCCGUUUCUACACAGUGAUCAGCCACUACAGCAUGGCCAAGCAGACCACCUCGCGCUCUGUCUCCCCCUGGCUGCCUGGCGGGGCGGGGGGGCAGCAGCACGAUGCCAAGCCGCCCAGCAGCGACGGCCACUGAGUCCCCGGGGCUGUGAUGGGCUCAUGGGUGUGGCGAGAUGUAAACAUAUACAGAUACAUGCAGAUGCAGACAUGAACAAAUACAGACACAGGCAGAUGUAGACGCACACCCACACACACACACACACACGCACACACAUAGGUGGAUAUUUUGAAAUAUAGACAAAAGAGACACAUACGUAUACACAGAAGCUACAUACGUAUGAUAUUAUAGAGUACAAACAUGCAUGGAGACAUAAAACACACAAAGACAUGCUAGGACAUAUUUUGAUUGACCUUGUCUGCCCAUCUACGUGCUCACACUCUCAAAAGGGGUAGGGGGGUCAUUAUUGUCCACACACAAACACACACACACACAUACACAAUACACCCAGUCUGCUCCCAUGUUCUCUCCCCUGUUACCAUGUUUGACUCCCUUCUUCUAUUUCCUGAUUUAUUUACUGUCAUGAUAUAUUUAUUUUUUACUGUCAUGUAUGGAUGUUUUGUAUUUGAUAUCAACUGGCAACUGUUUGUACAAAGGCACGAUCGAGUCGAUGCUGAAUUUCACGCUUUCUCUUUGUGAGAUUCUCCGGAGUGUGUAUAGUUACUGUAAAUUCAUUCACGCCCCGCUGGCCCCCUGCCCUCGCUCUCUCUCGCCUCUCCUGUCCGAGCCGCGCGUAACUAAUGUCCGUUAAACACAAACACACACACACACACACACACACACACAAAAACAUUUCUUAUCCCAGCCCAAAUUCUGUCUUUGCAAAUUAACUGCGGAACGUUCUCACACUGGAAGGGAGGCAGGAGUUUGGGUUACAGCCCCGAUUGGAACUGCUGUGCGUAAGGAAGGUUUGCCUAAAACAUCCACACCAACAAGACAUUUUGAGUUGACUGAAUGAAGUAUUUGAUCAUGGCUGUUUGAUAGCUCAUGUACAAUCACAAUUUUCAAUGUUCUGUGCUAUACAUUCUGAGUCGGAAAUGCCCCAGUGACCCAAGGUGUACAUAGCUCUGUGCGUUCAGGCUAGUUUUUUGUGUGUACAUGCAUUGUAGUAGCUUUCAUUACGCGAACACUUUUUGUUUUUUUGUUUUUUUUUUUUUUUUUUUUUUUUUUUUUUUUUUUGUUAAAGAGCGACUGCUCCUUCAUGUAACUGUUCUUGCAUAUGGCUUCUGUUGGCAGUCUUGUAGCUCCAUAAUAAAUGGGUGUAAUAGCUUGUCUGAGCUGAUGAAAACCCCACAAAGCUAAGGAUGGGAAGGGAGAAAUUAUGUGUAUCACUGUCUCUUGCCAAAACUCUUAUUUUCUGCUGCGUUUCGUUACGUUUUUAGCCGAGUUUGAUUCCUGUAACUGUUUUGUUUUUUUAUUUUCAAAUUUUCGAUCUGUUGUCAAGAACGCUUUUAUGAGAUAUUGUGAUGUUGUUAGUUGAUAUGUAGCGAUACCUAGUGUAAUUUAUCAGUGUGCAUCCCUGUCCCCUUCUCUAGGUUUGAAUUCAAAAUAAAACAAGCUGUGACCUGUA